UGAUUGAAUCUACUUUUUAUUUAAAGAUAACCAUCCAAAGAACAAUUAUAAUUUUACCUCUGACAGGAACACUAGGAAGUCAAGAUGAGUUCUCAAAAAUAUACAUUCAUAAUGUUUCAGUUUCUAUUUUUAGUUUUAUUUUUAAGUUUAUGCAAUGUUAAUGCCACUGUUAGACAUAGAGGAUGCAGCCAAAAUAAUAUAAAUAUUUACAAUUUCAUUUCUCCUGAUGAAACCUGCGCUGAAAUAACCUGUUCCUACGGAGUUUCUGUUAGAAAAUGUAAAAUGCCUACACUACGACCAGGAUGUUUUGUAGGAUCGACCAAACAAGAGAGACAGCAGAAAAAUUUUCCCGAAUGUUGUCCAGUAGUUUUUUGUGGUGGUGUGAUUUUUCCGAAUCAAUUUGUAACAACAAAAUUCUGAUAAUUCUGCGAACAAUAUGAAAAGUUGGAAAGGAAAAUAAAAUCAUAUUCAAUACAA
Molecule: messenger RNA, 477 nt
Organism: Diabrotica virgifera virgifera (western corn rootworm)
Lineage: Eukaryota; Metazoa; Arthropoda; Insecta; Coleoptera; Chrysomelidae
Exons: 3
Coding region: 85-420 (111 amino acids)
Source: RefSeq, a predicted model, not a curated record